CCAAAUACCACAACCACUUCAUUUGUGAACAAAUUAAGGAAAGGGUGUGUUUAAGACUUUUUGUCAAACAUUAUGGGGUCAAUUUUUUGAUACUGUACAUAUACAUGUUUAACAUAUUUAAGGAUUCUUUUCGGAGUUUCUGCUCAGGCCAUCCUAGUUGGUGAAUCAUACAUCAGAGGAAAGUUGACGGUUUGGUACACGUCCAUACAUAGUACCAGCUGAUGGUGUUAAAAUGAUUCCAAGGCAUCCAUUGAUACUUAAAAUAACUACAGUAUGUGCUACCAUUCUUUUGAUCUGCCUGUUAUUCUAUAGGAGGGAAACAAGUGUGAUUAUUCAGCGAAGUGUCGUAGUAACUAUUGAACCAAUGUUUGACGAAAAGGAGUUUGAGAAUUUAGAAUCAGAGGACCAAACAACGACGACGACGACAGAAUUGCCCUCAACGACGAGAAAGCAGGUCUUUGUGAAUGGCGACGGUUUAGAAUUCUUGAUAAAUCAACAAAUGUGUUCAAAAGAUCGGUACCUGGUGAUUUAUGUUCACUCCGGACCGGAACAUUCUGAAAGGAGGCGCGUAAUUAGGAAUACGUGGGCGUCAUUAGAGAUUUUAAAGAAACACAAAGCUAAACUUGUGUUUGUGAUGGGAGAAGUAGAGGACGAGAAUUUGCAGGCAACUCUUGAAACUGAAAGUGAACUUUACAAGGAUAUUAUACAGGGAAAUUUUACUGACGCUUACAGGAAUUUGACUUACAAAGCAAUAGCUGGAUUGAAAUGGGUGACUGAAAAUUGUCCAGGCGCCGUGUAUGUCUUAAAGACAGAUGAUGACAUUAUUGUUGACAUUCAUAGGAUAGUGCGUUUGAUGAGGUCUUACAUAGAACAUAAAUGGGGCAAGCAGAAUAUUCUCGCGGGAUAUAUCUGGACACACAUGAACGUGGAUAGAAAUAAAAGCAGUAAGUGGUACACCUCGGAUGAAGAGUUUCCAGAAAAGUUCUUUCUCAAAUACUGCUCUGGAUCGGCGUAUAUCAUGAGCUAUGAUGUUGUCAAAAAAUUCUAUCUGAAAUCUCAUGAGAUCCCGUUCUUUUGGGUAGACGAUUACUACGUGACUGGCAUGUUAGCUCACGCGACAAAUGUGACGCCAACCUCACUCAAUGACAGAUAUAUUUUAGAAAAUAAAUCUAAUAUUUUAGGAGCAUUGAAAAAUGACACAAAAACAAGACUUGUAUUUGUUCAUUCGCCUGACACAAAUACUUCUGUAAAAGUCUGGAAGAAUUACCUCGACAGAUGGUGAAAAUGUAAUCUCCGCGUCCUGGUAAAUUCUCUGACUGGUAAACUGUCGUGCACGUUCAUUUGUCCCGCUGGUGUUGAUUACUUCUUUUGUCUUACCUAAUUUUGUUGAUAUCACAUGCAGUCACCUCCGUAAAACAUACAAAAACGGUUGUCAAAAAUAAACAAAGAUGUUAAGUGUC
Mercenaria mercenaria is the source of this 1460-nucleotide messenger RNA. Its product is annotated as beta-1,3-galactosyltransferase 5-like. Bases 233 to 1282 code for a protein of 349 amino acids. Lineage: Eukaryota; Metazoa; Mollusca; Bivalvia; Venerida; Veneridae. The record is from RefSeq and is a predicted model, not a curated record. Gene Ontology annotation, molecular function: hexosyltransferase activity. The transcript has 2 exons. Gene Ontology annotation, cellular component: membrane.